GGAAGGGGGUUGAUGAUAACAAGAUGGCGACAAACCCAAACCAAGGAGGAAAGAAGCUGGUGCGUUCGAAGUCAGGGCUGCGGAUGGUGGCGGCUAACAGCGCUUUCCGCUCGCCUUUCGAGCUGGAGGAACCGCCGUGGGUCCCGGAUAGUGAGUGCUCCCAGUGUAUGAGCUGCAAGGCCAAGUUUGAUUUUGUCAAGAGAAAGCACCAUUGCAGGCGCUGUGGAAAGUGUUACUGUGACAAGUGUUGUCAGCACAAGGUUGCGCUGCCUCGGCUGUGUUUUCUGGACCCCGUGCGGCUCUGCUAUGACUGCGCUGUAAUCACACAGAAGGAGAACGAGUUCUAUGACAAGCAGCUGAAGGUGCUGCUACAUGGUGCAGCCUUCCAGCUGUCCUGCCCAGAUGACAUGGAGAACCUAUCGGAGCCGUGCCUUUGUAAACUGUCUGCAGAUCACAGAUUCCUGUUGUUUGAGAAUGCUGGCCAUGCUAAACACUCCCCAGUAGAGUUGGAACAAGUGGUGGCUAUCCAGAUCCUGACUGCUGGGGAGGACUCACAAGGUCCGAGCUCCCCAUUGAGCUCCCCGUGUUCCCCCAUUGCUCCAUUUCCAGUAAUAAGCUCACCUGACAACCUGAGUCCAACGGAAGGGAACAUUGUGGCCAAUGGCCUGUCGAUCAAGCACAAGGAACGUGAGAGUGGAGAGAUCCGACAUCUCCAGCUCAUCAUCUCAGCCACUACUGACAACCGCAGACAGUCUCUGGCCUUCGUGGGAGCCGUGCAAAAGGGAGUCAAGUUUAUGUAUGAGGCGAAAGAGUCGCGGGGUCUGUGAAGUCACAUGACUGAUCAUCUCCGCCUGAUUGGACCAAGCCAUCCGAACAGUUGUGGACUACAUUACUGACACACCAACUGGGCAAACACAACUUAAAACAACAUUACAGGUGUUACAGGGUCUAAUCUUUUAAACUGUCUACACAUUUAAUGACAAUUUAAAGGGUGGGCUUUUCCUUCCUAUGACUGUGAACAGUGUGAACUCUUUACCUGAUAUAUAACUUACAUUUUAGCUUGUGUAGAAUUCAUUACAUUUGUGAUAGCCAUGGUAUGUCACUGUGGUACACAUUGUUGAAAUCAUAAAAUUCCUUUGGUUAUUACAAGAAAUGUCUAUUCAAACCUAUGACAAUUUUUUUAAAUAGGCCAUGACACAAUCGAAACGAGUUUAAGCCACUUUGAACAUCCCAAUCCCAUAAUAAUCAGUGUUACAGCAAGGCAUGAAAUUGUCUCCUUUUAUCAUGGAGGCAGCUUCAGUAUUGUUAGUUUUUAGAUAGUAUUGAAAGUUUUUCAUCAGGAAUACUUUGAAACAAAAUUGUGGUAGUAUUCCUGUAAAUGUAUUUAAUUCCUGUUACCACGGGCUACAAUAUAAAGUGUUUGAUAGUAAUUGUAAAGUCUUGGUAAUGUCACUCUUUAUAUGAAGUUAGCAAUGUUGAUUAGUAAUAUUUCAGUUUCUCUGUGAUAGUGAUGGAGGUACAGAUCUUGGGCAAAAGUGUAAUCAUGAUUACAAGCCUAAUGCAACUUUGUGGCCACAAGUAGCCUAAACCAAGAAUGAUACACCUCUUUAUGCACUAAGUAAUAUAUUGGUAUUAUUAUACUAUAUAAAUGAUAAAGGAAAUGGUCCACGAACCACCUUGAUAAAAGCUUAAUGCAUAUUUUCAGUUGAGUUAUUGUGGAAGUGGAUCGGAGUGUCAGAAUGGAAAUAGACCACAGAGAACUGUAAACUGCUGAUAAGCUUGUUUUUUUAGCCCAAGUGCAAAUUUGAUGUGGCCAAAUACAGUCAUACUAACCAAAGGCAUCUAAUGACUAGAAAUGUCUUACCUCCUACUGGCUGAAUUAAUUGUACAUACAAUGUUGAUAGAUAUGGAUUGAUGGAGAGAAUGUUCAAGACAAUUAUGUCUUUUACAUUUUGAGGACUGUUGUUUGAAAACAUGGAACCUGGAUUUUGCUAUUUGGAUUUACAUGAUCUCACCCUGUUCAAAAUCUACAAUAUUUCAUACUUGGCAGAGGACCGUCUAUCUACUCAUGAAUUAAGAUUUGAGUAGAGGUAGAGUUUAAAUGUAAGAUAAACUGGCUUCCAGUGUUUAUCCAAAAAUUUAAAAGAAAAUAGCAGUGCAGGAUAAUGUCCCAAAAGGAAUAAAAGGAAGAAUCAACCCAAAUAUAUUCUACAUCUGUAAUCUUUAUGUUGAAGUGCUCCGUGUAAAUGCUGAGGAGCUGUGGCGAAAGACUUGAUUUUAGUGAUGUGUACAUUAAAGCUAUUUUUGCAAAGAAAGUAAUAAAUUACAAUCUAUGAGUAGCAGAGUUUUGGGUUAUAAAAUCAGGGAUGCAAUACUAGUAUUGAAAAUACUAUUAAUUGGGAAAAUGUGGAAAACAGUUUUUGGAAUGUUGACUAUCCCACAACAGAUAAUUAGCUAGUCAUUAGUUAUUGGAUACAGUCAUUACAUUGCAAACAUCAGAACUGUUCAUAAUCUAUUGCCUUAGUACCCAAAACUUUUGGAAGUAAAUCACAGAACUGAAGAAUGUGAAAAAGUAGCAUGAAACAGAGUUGACUUUUUUUCCUAAUUUCUUAAAAUAUGUCAAUUGUUACACAUGUAGCUGGCUUCAGCAUGAUAUAACAGAUUUUCAUGCAAAUAGCUGUAACAGGUCAUACCGGGGGUAUGUUAAUUGAUUGUCUUUGGAUCAUCUUACUUUAUGUAAGUUUAUUCCCCAGUAUUUUCAAGCAAUGAUCAAUGAUAGCCAGCAAACUUUGCACAGGCAGACUUCUGCACAAGAUUGCUUUAUACCUAUUUUUGAUUUUGUUAUCAGUAAUAAUUGUGUUAUCUUGAUAGAGGUGUCAGUAAACAAUUGCAGAAUGAUAUGUAACACAUUGUAUAGCAAAUUUUAUAUUAUCACACUGGUACCUAAUAACUACAUUUUGUGUUGUGUAAUUGUAAUAUGUGUCAAAUGGUUCUCAAUGUGUUGCCUGUAAAUAUAAUGCUCCAAAGAAAAUAUGCUUCAACCAUAACAAAUUGCACCCUGCGUGGACCAAUAUGUCAAGCCAUGAACCCAGAAAGGUUGUUGGUAUACCUGUAUAAUGUACACUGUGUUUCAUGAAUCAUUACAGGAAAGAUGAAAGAUAAAUAAGUCUGCAUUUGUAUAUGCAGAACCAGGAGUACACAUAGAAGUGUAACUCCUUCUUUAAUAAUGAGAUUUUGUUAUGUACCCCUUAAACAUUAUUGGUUUGACACAACAUGAUGUCUGACAUGGUAUGACUUGCAUUUGUCCUCUUGCCUCACCAAAAGAGCAAAGUGUAUAGGCCUCAACUAAAAGUCUAUUUUCUCACUCAAGGUACACAUGGAAGCGUGGCUUUACAUAGUUUGGAAGUCAGUUUUUGAAAUGUAAUAUAAGAUUGAAUUUGAAUAGUGUUUUUGAAGUUUUUAAACAAUACAUAUAAUUCUGGACAGAGAAAGUUGGUGAAACUUUGUACCUUGAGGUUAGAUGCUGACUUGUAAUUUUGCCCACUAUUAUUUUCAACUGUGUACUGCCCCAUGAUUGUAUCUAAAGAUGGUUGAAUUAAAAAAAAAACCUUG
Messenger RNA from Branchiostoma belcheri (Belcher's lancelet), 3612 nucleotides. RefSeq names its product zinc finger FYVE domain-containing protein 21-like. Lineage: Eukaryota; Metazoa; Chordata; Leptocardii; Amphioxiformes; Branchiostomatidae. Gene Ontology annotation, molecular function: metal ion binding. The record is from RefSeq and is a predicted model, not a curated record. The transcript has 8 exons. The coding region runs from base 24 to 827 and encodes 267 amino acids.